Molecule: messenger RNA, 2533 nt
Organism: Syzygium oleosum
Lineage: Eukaryota; Viridiplantae; Streptophyta; Magnoliopsida; Myrtales; Myrtaceae
Product: protein kinase PVPK-1-like
Exons: 3
Coding region: 259-2337 (692 amino acids)
Biological process (GO): protein phosphorylation
Cellular component (GO): cytoplasm; nucleus; plasma membrane
Molecular function (GO): protein serine/threonine kinase activity; ATP binding
Source: RefSeq, a predicted model, not a curated record
UCAUCAUUCAAUCUCUCUCCUCUCUCCUCUCUCUCUCUCUCUCUGUGUCUCUCUCUCUCUCUGUUCCGAUCCGAUCUAAAUCGCUCUCCGCCGAAACAGAAAGACACCCAUUGACACACUCCCAAAGCUGCAUCACUUUCCCUCCUCAAGUUCUUUCCUUUCCUCUCUCGUCUUGGCGGGUCUCAUGAUUCUUGCCUCCCCCCCCCCCCCUUUUUUUCCCUCUUGGGGUCACGGGGUCCUCGCCUUUCUUCUGCAUUGAUGAUCCCUCCCAUCUUUGAUCGGUAUCAAAUUGCUUUUAUGGAGCCUCUCUUUGAUGAAUUGAAUCCCAUACCAAAGACUCAGAAUUCGGCAGCUUUGAUAGGGAAUAACGUGCCUUCGACAUCAAGUACUCCUCGGCCAUCUCGGCCUCCCUCUCCUAGACAAUCUAGAAAUGGAUCGUCUACUGCAUCCUCUGCAAGUACGCCUAGUUCUGGCGUGAGGCCGAUCCGGCACCCAAAUGGUUCGCUUAGCAGUGAGAAGCAGUCGCAGAAAUCGGCCCAAAGUGGCAUGCAAAGCGAAGAAUUGCCAAGCUUGGCAAGACAAGCUUACAAUUUAAGCAAGGGGAAAUCCGAACAAGUAAUCCCGAAUGGUGUUAUUGAUAAAUCGUCGGGAAGUUCUAAACGGGACAGUAAAAUGGCAGAAACCAAAUCUUCCGUGAAGCUAGUCUUUGAUGAUUCUGAGAACUCUGAUACAAGUGGCUUGGUGGAGCCUGAAAGCCGUGUUUUUGGUGCAUGUAAAGGAAUUUCUGGCCUAUCGAGCAGUCAGUUGGCAUCUCUCUCGAAAGCAAAUUUUUGCACUAGCCCUCAAAACAGCAUGUAUUCUGCCACUCUGUAUGCAGAGGCAAAACAGAGCUUCACCAACACGGAAGUCAGUGAAUGUGUGAGCAGUAUUGAGAAAUCGGGUGAAAGUGCAGACGUUAGCAACUCAUGCGACUUUAUUGAGAGCAGGAAAACCAGCCUUUACAGGGGCAGUACGGGGAGUGAUGUCAGCGAUGAGAGCAGCUCAAGCAGUUUCAGCAGCGCCAUGUACAAGCCUCACAAGGCAAAUGACACGAGAUGGGAAGCAAUCCAAGCUGUGCGAUCUCGUUUCGGGGCAUUGGGGUUGGAUACCUUCAGGUUCUUGAAGAAAUUGGGGUGUGGAGAUAUAGGCAGUGUGUAUCUAUCUGAGUUGAAAGGCACCCGAAGUUAUUUUGCCACAAAGGUCAUGAAUAAAGAAGCUUUGGCCGGUCGGAAGAAGCUUCUGAGGGCUCAGACAGAGAGGGAGAUAUUGCAGUCUCUGGAUCAUCCCUUCCUUCCGACUUUGUAUGCACACUUUGAGACUGUGAGGUUCACUUGCCUGGUAAUGGAGUUUUGCCCUGGGGGGGACCUGCAUGCACUCCGGCAAAGGCAACCAGGAAAAUAUUUUUCCGAGCAUGCUGCCAGGUUUUAUGUGGCGGAAGUUCUCCUUGCUUUGGAGUACUUGCAUAUGCUUGGGAUCAUUUAUAGGGAUCUUAAACCAGAGAAUGUUUUAGUUAGGGAAGAUGGGCACAUAAUGCUUUCAGAUUUCGAUCUCUCUCUAAGAUGUGCUGUCUCCCCCACUCUGGUCAAAUCGUCAAACUCAAGCCUUGAGUCGAAGAGCUCGGGAUUCUGCGUUCAGCCCGCUUGCAUCGAACCAACCUGUGUAAUGCAACCAGAUUGCAUCCAACCUGCAUGUUUCACACCACGCUUAUUUUCAAGCAAGAGCAAAAAGGAAAAGAAGAACAAACCCAGGACCGAAAUAUAUCACCAAGUGAGCCCUCUCCCUGAGCUCAUUGCAGAACCUACCAAUGCUCGAUCUAUGUCCUUUGUUGGUACACAUGAGUACUUGGCACCUGAAAUAAUCAAAGGUGAAGGACAUGGCAGUGCAGUAGAUUGGUGGACAUUCGGAAUCUUUCUUUAUGAGCUUUUGUUUGGAAAGACCCCAUUCAAGGGGGCGGGGAACCGAGCUACCCUGAUCAACGUUGUGGGGCAGCCUUUGAGAUUUCCCGAGACACCGAGUGUGAGUUUUGCCGCAAGAGACUUGAUCAGAGGGUUACUUGUUAAGGAACCACAGCAUCGGCUCGCUUAUAGGCGUGGAGCUACCGAAAUCAAGCAGCACCCCUUCUUUCAGAGCGUGAACUGGGCGCUAAUUCGUUGUGAGAAUCCCCCGGAUGUGCCCAAACCAGUAACACCAGAGUCUCCGAUGAAGCCCGCUAGUAGUACUCCACAGGCAUCAGCCAGUGAAGUGACAGGCGUGGAUGUGAAACCUUCGGGUAAUUAUUUAGAGAUUGAUUUUUUCUAAUGGCUCUGCUCUCCUCUCUGUCGCUCUGUCCCCCACCAGUUUCUGUUAUAUCUCUUGUAUUUUGUUCCAAUGGUUCCUCGUCCAUUGAUGAAGCAAUGUGAAUCUAACUCUCAUGGACCAGCGGAUGUAACUGCUCCAUUGUUACUAGGCCUCCCAAGUGUAUUGAAUGAGGAACGAAUUUGUCACUCUUUUAUCA